Acomys russatus (golden spiny mouse) is the source of this 790-nucleotide messenger RNA. RefSeq names its product LBH regulator of WNT signaling pathway (gene Lbh). Gene Ontology annotation, cellular component: nucleus. Lineage: Eukaryota; Metazoa; Chordata; Mammalia; Rodentia; Muridae. The coding region runs from base 219 to 536 and encodes 105 amino acids. The transcript has 3 exons. The record is from RefSeq and is a predicted model, not a curated record. Gene Ontology annotation, biological process: positive regulation of DNA-templated transcription.
CGGAGCUCGGUGGAGAGCGGGGAGCUUGGUCUGCACUACCUACGCCGCUGGCAGCAAGGCUGUCUGAGAAACGCGGACCGUGAUCGCCCUGUACUCGCUCUUAGCUGCCCGCUGCUUUCCUCUGCACCCCUUGACAUCCUCAUUCAGGACGAAGUGAUCGUUAUUUUGUUUUUGUUUUUUAAAUCACAAGGGCGUGGGUCAGCCUCCCCUAGGACUUCAUGUCUGUAUAUUUUCCCAUUCACUGCCCUGACUAUCUGAGAUCGGCUGAGAUGACCGAGGUGAUGAUGAACACCCCAUCCAUGGAAGAGAUUGGCCUCAGCCCCCGGAAGGAUGGCCUUUCCUAUCAGAUCUUUCCUGACCCAUCAGACUUUGACCGUUGCUGCAAACUGAAGGACCGCCUACCUUCCAUCGUGGUGGAACCCACAGAGGGGGAGGUGGAGAGUGGGGAGCUCCGGUGGCCCCCUGAGGAGUUCCUGGUCCAGGAGGAUGAGCAAGACAACUGUGAAGAGACAACAAAAGAAAAGAAGGAACAGUAGGGUCCCUGCGGACUUGCCUGGGUCACGACAGCCUGCAUACCUGAACUGUUUUCCCAUCAUGAUGGAAGAAGAGAGUGAGCCACAGUCAUUCUGAAAAUGUCAAAUGAGGCUUCCGGUUUUUGCACCUGAAAAUCACCGAGUCGGUUUUCUUUUCUUGUCUUUUUUUUUUUUUUUUUUUUUUUUAAAACUUGUUGAGCAAUGGAGCCCUCUGACAACUCGCAAGGCUGAGAAAGGAAGCUGCUGAGAACAGGGGU